Venturia canescens is the source of this 3546-nucleotide messenger RNA. RefSeq names its product transcription elongation factor B polypeptide 3-like. The record is from RefSeq and is a predicted model, not a curated record. Bases 455 to 2968 code for a protein of 837 amino acids. The transcript is spliced from 9 exons. Gene Ontology annotation, cellular component: elongin complex; nucleus. NCBI's taxonomy places the organism in Eukaryota, Metazoa, Arthropoda, Insecta, Hymenoptera, Ichneumonidae. Gene Ontology annotation, biological process: transcription elongation by RNA polymerase II.
UCAUGUGUGAAUAACGCGAAAUCAACGUCAUUCCAGUUCUGCCGAAUAAAAAGAAUUUUUUUGCAAAGUUGUGUACAUAUACCUUUAUAUUUUUUAUUGUCUAUACUGUAUAUGUAUAUAAAUGUGUGUCAAGCAAGUCCAAUUGAGAGGAUAAUAUGGAAACGUGCGAAAUAAGCUAAACGCGAGUGUCUCAUUGUGAUUUUUUUUACGUAAAAUACAAUUACACUUUAUUAUUUUCUUAAUAGAAUAAUAAAUCUGGGAGUGCUUUGUUUCGUGAAUUUUUUUCUUCCUGUUCAUGCGUCCUAACCAUUCUGUUCGUACCAAAAAACCUCCCCUCUCUUGUACUCUCUCCUCCUCUCUUUUUUCUGGUAGGCACCUAACUACAGCAUAUUUUUAACAGAAGUGUUCGUCCAUCUCUCCUCUCAACCAUUCUUAACAGCUGGCAAUUGCCAAUAUGUCCGUUGUGGAUAAGAUUCAGCAUUAUCAACGAAGUCUAGAAAGAUGCACCGACGACGGAAGCAGGACUCUUCACUGCAUAGAAAAACUCUACCGAUUGCCAGUAACUGUUCAGCAUCUCCAGGAAACUGGAGUUGGCAGAACAGUGAACGCUUUGAGAAAGUACGACGGUAGUAUCGGAGAUGCGGCUAAAGCUCUAGUUGCCAAGUGGAAGACGAUGGUGGUCGAUGAAGACACGAGUGAUUGCGACGACGAGGACGAGGCGUGUGUACCUGAUGCACCCGAGGGCUACAGCGAUCAUUCGAAUUCGCCGAAACCUGAAAAAAAUAACAAGAAUCAAUCUUCCAGAAAUUCCUCAAAACAUAGGAGCGCUGAGUCUGGAGAGAAAAGUCGACAUAGCGAAAAGCACGAAUCUCGUCACAGUAUGAAGACCACGUCAGCAGAAAACUCAAAAUCGCGUGAAAACGAGACAAAAACAUCGAGAGAGAGCGACGAGAGACAUAAAACUUCGAAAAACGGAAUAGACAGGAAAAAGGUGAAGAGUGAGGAGAAAAGUUCGAAAAGUACGAAAGAAUCGAAAAAUGAACUAGGCAAACACGAGUCUUCGAGGGAGGAAGGAUCGAGUCGUAGCUCUGCAACGACAAGCAGCGCGAAUACAAAAAUAAAAACAGAAGAGGAGCGUAAAAAUUCGAGUAAAGUUUCAAGCACCAGCGGCAGUGGUAAUCACAGCGGAACGAGCAAAGACCGAUCAAAAAGUCAUGAUUCACAAAGAAAACGAAAAUUGGAUGCUUCCUUGAACGAGAAAGAAUCCAGCAAGAAAAGGAUAAGUUUGGAAUCGCCGGACGAUACGGACCGUGUGUGCAACGAGGGUCAUGACAGUAUAGACGACGACGACGACGACAGACCAACCCAAAUAAUUUCAAGAGAUUCGGAUAAUGAAUCUGGUAGGAAUCAACCUGACACUUGCUUCAACUCUGACUCUGACGAUAGUGUAUUGAAAAAAAAAAUAAAACGUGAAAUUCUCGAUUCACCAUCAUUCGGUGAACGUAGAAGCGUUGAUUAUAGAAAUUCUCAAAAUUCUGAAAAAUCCUCGAAAUCAAAGAAUCGCGAUAAUACUGAUAAAUAUUCAUCAAGUACCUCUGAAAAAUUAAAACGCGACAAUGAUAAACGCGAAAGAUCAAAGGCCGACGGUGAAAUUUCAGGACAUCGCAAAAACGAGAAACGAAAAGACGAUACAACUCGUAAUCAAAACAAAGAAUCUUCGUCUAAAUUGAAAAGUCAGACCAAAAGUUCCUCUAGUUCUAAGGAUCACAGUAGCAAAGACAAGGAUGACGUUCGAAGAUCUUCGAAAAACAAGAAAGAUGAUAAAUCCGACACUAGUGGCAAAGAUUCGAGGGAACAAUUCAAAGAGCCCAUGGACAAAAAAAUUAAAAAGAAAAAGAUUAGCGAAGACGAUGGUAUCGAUUGUAACUCGGGUGCGAGUUUUGCAGAGGCACUCGGCAUGUGUCAAGAUCGUCCAUCAUCUCGAAAGAAAAAUCCUGUUUCCCCAACAUCACCAAUGAUCAAAACUAUUAAAACAGAACCAGGCACUUCGUCGUCGUCGUCGUCGUCGUCGAUGCCUUCGAGCAGUAGAAGUACCGUUAAAGUUAAAUCGGAGUUUCCAACCAGCAACGAUUCUCAAGCAUUAUCGUUAUUAGCUCCAAAUAUUAAGCUAGAACCACUAAACGUCGAUUUGGCUUCAACAUUGCCAGAAAUAAGCCCCAAUUACAAACCACUGCCUGCUCAUUACAUCAAUCCUAUUCAUCGUAAACAAGAUGAAGACAAAGCUCUGAGUGACGUUAUCUAUACAAAGGGCCAAAGAACAAAAGUAUAUUCCGGAAAUAAGUCUGGCUAUACGACCGUACCCUCACUCUGCGAAGUUUGUAUCCGUGUUCUUAUUCAGCAUAUGGACGCUCUCGGUUUUACCGGUGGCAUUCCAUACGACAUUUUGAAGCCGGUACUGGAACGUGCGAUGCCCGAUCAACUAUUCACAUUGGAAAAUUAUAAUCCAUAUUUGAUCGAAGAUACCGAUUCUCUGUGGCAAUUCCAUUGUAACCGAGAAUUCCGCGAAAAGCGACGAGAAGAAAUGGAAAGUUGGCGCGACAUGUACAUGCGCUGCCGUGACGAGAGGGAAGUUAAAUUGAAAGCUCUCACUGCAAAUAUAAAAGAGUCGAUCGACAAAUCUGUGCCAGUUAGAUCAACGAAACUGGCUUAUGUCGACAAUAUUGUAAAACCUCCGCGUAACGUACUACGCAACCAAGCAAAAUAUGGUACCGCCAAGUCAUCAACUUCGUCGUCAGACUUGAAAAAAAAAUUGAUACUUAGCGGUAGCAGCACCUCUGCGACAAAUAUUGCUGUACCUCCGCCGCCAAUGUCACGUAUGAAAACAGCUCCUUCAAACAAUGGGAAGAAGAACAAGGCACCACUUAUGGCGAAGGCGUUACAACUGAUAAAAUCCCGAUACAAGCGAUAGUUUUAAUAUCCAAUAUCCAAGCCAUGGAAACAAACUUUCCAUGCUUAAAGAUGUGUACAAUGUCUAGACGUGAUUUUUUUUAUAUUACUUUUCUUCCGUCUGAACUUCCCCACAUUUGCUUCGUAUGAAUCGAAUCGUGAAAAAGAGUGAUAUUGAUGUUUGUCUUUUAUGUUUUUCUUUUUUCGUUUCUCAAUUACGUAAUGCAUGUAAAUCAAUUUAUACAUAUUUGGAAGAUUGUUUGUCAAAAAGCGUCAAAUGACGAUAAUGCCAUUCGAUUACUUCUCACUUUACUGGAUUAUGACCAGUUGAAAUUUACAAUACAUGUAUUAUGUCUGUCUCGAAAUUGUUCGUGCCAAGAAAAUUUAACGAAAUUAAUUUUCGUUUGAGCAUCAAUAACAUUACAUGAAAUAUUGGGUAUGUGAAUACAACUUCCAUUCCUCUUUUAUCGCUAUAUUUUCACUUAACAGUACAACAAACAAAACGAACAAAACAUUUGUUGACCCAUUAUCCGUUGAAUAUGCUUAAAGUAUUUUGUUCUUUGCAUUGGAUUAUUUAAUAAAAUAUAAAAUAAACAGUGA